This is a messenger RNA of Desarmillaria tabescens, 1560 nucleotides long. Its product is annotated as cytochrome P450. Gene Ontology annotation, molecular function: iron ion binding; heme binding; oxidoreductase activity, acting on paired donors, with incorporation or reduction of molecular oxygen. The record is from RefSeq and is a predicted model, not a curated record. The transcript has 16 exons. Lineage: Eukaryota; Fungi; Basidiomycota; Agaricomycetes; Agaricales; Physalacriaceae. Bases 1 to 1560 code for a protein of 519 amino acids.
AUGGUACCAUUCCAGCAUCCGAUGCAGUCCGUCAUCCAUUACAUCGUCUUCCCUACAGUCGUAUUUUCAUUGCCUUCGCUUUUCUGCGUUACAAAGGGCGCAAGCAUGCUAUUCGGAAGAUCCGUGGGCCACCGAGUCCUUCAUUCCUCUUGGGUCACGAGUACCGUCCUCCGGAGUCGUCAACACGUAGGUGACUUAGAGACGGAAUGGCGUCAGCGAUACGGUGCCGUAUACCGCACCAAGGGUUGUUUCGCUAUAUAUUAUCUGUCGGUGACCCCUAAAGCACUGCAAUACAUUUUCCAUUCAUCUGGGUACCGAUUCUCAAAGACAAGAGACACCUAUCGCAUCCAAGAGGCUCUCACGGGACACGGCGUAGUUACUGUGGGGGGUGAAAUCCAUCAACGGCAGCGGAGAAUUCUCGGCCCUGCUUUUGCGGCGUCUCAACUCCGGCUCUUUCUGACCGUCUUCCAAGCCUUACGGAGAAAAUUAACGAGCCGUGUUGGGGAUGGUAGGGUGCUCGAUGUUUUGGAAUGGACGAACAAGGCCGCGCUGGAUAUCAUAGGCAUCACUUCAUUUCGAUAUCACUUCAAUUCGCUCAGCGGUGGACAAACCGAGUUGAUGGGGGCACUUAGUAAUCUCCUCGCCGAGGCUGGGAUGUGGCCGACACCAUUGGAGCUUUUGUACGCGGCGCUCUGGCGCGUACUUCCUGAAGAGGUCGCGAUGAAAGUAUCUCGACCUAUCUUCGAGCAACAGCUGAAAGAAGUGGCGAACGAUCCUAAUCCUGCUGAGAAGGAUAUCGUUAACGUUCUCGCGAUGUCUUAUCUCAAUGACGACGCGAAGAAGAAGAUGAGCGAUAUAGAAAUCGACUCCCAGCUGGCAACAUUUGUUAUAGCCGGUCAUGACACGACGGCAAACACUAUGGCUUGGCUUCUCUAUGAGCUGAGUCUUCACCCCGAUGAUCAAGUAAAAAUACGCCAGGAGAUUGCUCAAACCAAAUCGAAUGCCCCGGGGGCGCUCACCUCGAAUGACUACGAUUCAAUGCUCUGGCUAAAUGCGUGUAUCAAGGAAGCUCUCCGUCUCCACCCUCUGGUGUACGGCUUGUUUCGUGAACCAACUCAGGACGAUGUCCUACCCCUCGCCGAGCCUAUCACCACUUCGGAUGGCAAAUUGUGCGCGCAGGUCCCUAUCUCCAAGGGACAAGUUGUCAUGACCUCUGUGUAUACCUACGAUAGACUUCCAUCGGUCUGGGGCGAUGAUGCCGAGGAGUGGAAUCCCCGCCGGUUCCUUGACGGCCGGGAGAACAAGCAGACGUCCCUUGGGGUUUAUGCGAAUUUGUUGACCUUCAGUGCUGGUAUUCGUGGAUGUCUUGGAUGGCGAUUUGCUGUCAUGGAGCUGCAGUCUGUGGUUACAGAGCUCCUGGACAACUUUGAAUUUAGUAUGCCGAAAGGUGCUUCUAAAUUACAGCAUGGUCCCGCCGGUAUGGCUUUGAGUCCCAUCGUUCCAGGCAAGGCAGAGGAAGGACCGCAAAUCCCGUUGCUUGUAGCUGUGCUUAAAAAGUAG